ACCGGAGCCCCCGCACCCCACGCGCCUAUUCUAUAACAGGAGCCCCCUCGCCGCCCCGCCGCAGGGGAUCGCCGUGCACUCGCCGCCGCUUCCAGCCGCUCCCCCUCACCCUCCGCAAAGCCCAUAGACAAGUUGAUCUCAUGUAUUCAGGAAGAACAGUGGCAUCCAGAGUUUCCUGUUCAUCGGGAAACAACGGAAGCUUCCCACCCUGCCUUCGCCCGGGAUUCCUGGGAUUUCCUGUUGUCUCUGUGAACUUCCACUUGUUCAAGGCCAUUGUUCGCAGCCCUGCAUCUUCCGUUGUCUUGGGUAUUUGUGGAAGGAGCCUCCCUUAGACAGAGCUGCCCCAUAGAAUUGGUAGAGGGAAGUGGCACAGCUACUGUUAGCUGAAAUCAAGAUUAUAGAUUGUUGAAUCUUGGUUCCUGAAGAUGGUUUCCUCAGAGAUGCCUUCUGUUACAACAGCCCACACACAACGCCCCAAGCUCUUUACAGGGAUGAUACUUCUGCCAAAAGGGCCUCCUGAUGUUGUCCUUCCUGAAAAUGUUGAGUUCGAUUUUAACGAUGUUUUUGGUGCUACGGCGGUCCAUACCCCCACAGAAGUAAGCAUCCUCACUCCAGGCAGCCCUGCACCUUUGGCCGAGUCGAAUGAGGAGGUUUACAACGACCCUGUAGUCAUUACCAAGCGAUCUCAUUCUCUUGUUGGCCCAACUUCACUUGUUAGCCAAUCCUUGCCACUUAGUAAGCUUACUCUACAUGAGUCAGAGAGCUCAUUAGAUCUGCUAGAGUGUCUUUCUAAAGAAAAGAAAAGUGAGCAGGGGGGUCUUAAUGAUGAAGAGCUCAAUAAUACAACAAAGGAGAAUGAGGCUGUUGGACUCGACGACUUUGAACUCUUAAAGCUUGUUGGCCAAGGAGCAUUUGGCAAAGUCUAUCAGGUGAGAAGGAAAUGUACUUCAGAAAUAUAUGCAAUGAAAGUCAUGAGGAAAGACAAGAUUUUGGAGAAGAACCAUGCUGAGUACAUGAAAGCAGAGAGAGAUAUACUGACAAAAGUUGAUCAUCCUUUUGUGGUGCAGCUGAGGUACUCCUUUCAGACUAAGUACCGACUUUAUCUAGUCUUGGACUUUGUAAAUGGGGGGCACCUCUUCUUCCAGCUUUACCAACAAGGCUUGUUUAGGGAGGAGCUUGCACGCCUCUAUACUGCUGAGAUUGUAUCUGCUGUAGCCCACCUUCAUGCCAAUGGGAUUAUGCAUAGAGAUCUGAAGCCUGAGAACAUCUUAUUGGAUGCUCAUGGCCAUGCCAUGCUAACUGAUUUUGGCCUGGCAAAGGAGUUUGAUGAGAACACUAGAUCAAAUUCAAUGUGCGGCACUGUGGAGUAUAUGGCCCCAGAAAUUGUUCAGGGCAGAGGUCAUGAUAAGGCCGCAGACUGGUGGAGUGUGGGGAUCCUUCUUUUUGAAAUGCUUACAGGCAAGCCCCCAUUUUUUGGUGGAAACAGGGACAAGAUUCAGCAGAAGAUAGUGAAGGAGAAGAUGAAGCUUCCGACUUAUUUGUCUAGUGAGGUUCACUCUUUGCUGAAAGGGCUACUGCACAAAGAAGCUGGCAGGCGACUGGGAAGUGGACCGGGCGGCAGUGACGAAAUAAAAAACCACAAGUGGUUCAAGGCAGUGAACUGGAAGAAACUAGAGGCUCGGCAGAUCCAGCCAAGCUUCUGCCCAAAUGUUGCUGGCCAGACCUGCAUUGCAAACUUUGACGAGUGCUGGACAAGUAUGCCCGUGCUGGACUCUCCCGUGGCCAGCCCUGUCGCUGCAGAUAGCAACUUCGUGGGGUUCAGUUACGUGCGGCCGGAGCCAUUCCUUCAAAGGCCGAGUCCUCUAGCCUGAAGAUUAUUUUAUAGUUGUGGUAUCUAAGAGAUCUAUCUUAUCUUUGCUCAACACAGUAAGAUGAACCUGCUGUUGUGCUUGUUUUAGUCAUUUCACCCAAGAGGAGGCAGAUGGGGCUUGGGACUUAGGAGUGACAUUGUGGCAAUCCGUCUUGUUUCUUGUUACUCUUUAGUUACAUCUCAUUAAUUGCUCCCUCCAUCUAGAAUUAGUUGUCUUAGAUUUGUCUAGAUACGGAUGUAUCUAGACAUGACAACUAACUUGGGAUGGAGGUAAUACUUUUCAUCGA
Messenger RNA from Hordeum vulgare subsp. vulgare (domesticated barley), 2157 nucleotides. RefSeq names its product serine/threonine-protein kinase AtPK2/AtPK19-like. Bases 426 to 1871 code for a protein of 481 amino acids. The transcript has 7 exons. NCBI's taxonomy places the organism in Eukaryota, Viridiplantae, Streptophyta, Magnoliopsida, Poales, Poaceae. Gene Ontology annotation, biological process: protein phosphorylation. Gene Ontology annotation, molecular function: protein serine/threonine kinase activity; ATP binding. The record is from RefSeq and is a predicted model, not a curated record.